AUGCAUGCCGGGGGCUAUGCUGAAUAUGCAGUUGCGCCCAUCAAGAACCUGGUGAAGGUUCCGGAUGCCGUAAGCCUCGCUCAGGCAGCAGUGGCGACUGACUCCAUUGCGACGGCCUACCAUGUCGUCGCCGAAGGUCGAGUCAAAUACACGUGCGCCGCCUGUAUUAUCGGCCUCGGUGGACUUGGACUCAAUGGUGUUGCUGUUGCCGCCAGGCUAGGGGCGGAGGUCUAUGGCGUUGUCAUCAGCCCUUCCAUAUUCGAGCCGGCGCGUGCAGCCGGCGCAAUGGCCUUGGCGACCAAACAUUAG
Molecule: messenger RNA, 309 nt
Organism: Verticillium dahliae VdLs.17
Lineage: Eukaryota; Fungi; Ascomycota; Sordariomycetes; Glomerellales; Plectosphaerellaceae
Exons: 2
Coding region: 1-309 (102 amino acids)
Source: RefSeq, a predicted model, not a curated record